AUGGCCUCCACAAAGGAUUCGUCGUCUUCCGUAUCCCCACGAUUUCCAUCACGCCUUCCUCCCUCUCCAACAGCAAGUGUCCUCCCUAUCAAAACCCCUCACCACAGAACCCACUCGAUAGGCUCUGUAAAUUCUCACCGCGUAACGCGACGGAAGAGUAUGUCAUCGACUGCCGGAGCAGCCAACAUGGCCGCCGUAGUCCAAGCAGUCAAGGAGGCCGCCGCCGAAAUACCAUUCUCGCUCCCGGCCCCGACUGGGCUCGCUCAGAGUCCUGGUAAAGCGGGCAAGACACCGGUAUUAGGCAAUAGCGGAUACCCUAGCCCGCCGAGCAGCCUUCCCACUUCAACAGUAGUCCCGGGCCGGACGCUCAGCGGUGGUAACAGCAACAGCAAUAUAGCAUCAGCAGAGGAGAACCUGCAGUUCCCGAGGAAGACAGGGAGUCUGGAAAAUGGUAGCGGUGAUAGUGCAAUUGCUGAGGGAUAUGGACCAGAUGCAAUGAAAAGCGCGGGUGGGAGACGUAGAGCGAGUGAGGGUGCACAUCUAGUGCUAGGAGGCGCACCCGGGGGCAGCAGGGCGAGGAGUGGGAGCGAACUAAAGUGUGACAAGUGUGGGAAGGGGUAUAAACAUAGUUCUUGUUUGACGAAACAUUUAUGGGAACACACGCCUGAAUGGUCUUACACCUCUAAGCUCCUAAUAUCCAAACAUCAGCAAGUACAGCUCCUCGAAGCUGCCUCUAUCCUUGUUUCCAUGAACCCGAGCACCACGCCCCCAGCUUCCAACUCCGGCGCCGACCACGACAGCUCAUCAUCUUCCUCGGAAGACACCACGCCCCCACCGCACUCAGACAUUGGCAGCCCAACCCCACGCGGUAUCCGCAACGGCGCCGGCAAACCUGGAAAACGCCUCUCCGGAUCAUAUCCGCGCUCUUCCACCGCCCCGAAUGCUACUGGCUUCCCGAGCCAUUUCGUGCAGAAGCACACGACGCCGAGGCAGAGAACGAGGAUUACGCCCUCGGAAGAUGAGGCGCUGGCGUCCGCAAUUGAGCUACUAAGUUGCUCGUUUAGGACAAUUGGAAGCCCACAGCCAUCACUUGUAGUAGGGAGCUUGUUGGGACGGGUAAACGAGGUGAAGAGGGAGGAGGAGGAAGAAGAGGACGAGGGCGAUGUGAGCAUGGUGGAUCUGGAAGAGAGUGGGAGUGAGGUCGGGGGGUGGGGUGGGAGACGUGGGAGCGACGAGGAGGAGGACGGUGUCUUUGGCAGGAUGGAGGAAUAA
Molecule: messenger RNA, 1272 nt
Organism: Morchella importuna
Lineage: Eukaryota; Fungi; Ascomycota; Pezizomycetes; Pezizales; Morchellaceae
Exons: 3
Coding region: 1-1272 (423 amino acids)
Source: RefSeq, a predicted model, not a curated record